CAUCACUGUUAGUAAUGGAGUCGUUGCAUCGAGUAGAAACUCUUAUCUCGGGGCUCAAUCAUCACCAUCAUACUAACGCCAGCAGGAACAGAGUAUCCAGAUCUGUCAAGAUCUUAAACUUCGGGAAUGAUGUAAACCCAAGAAAGUGCUUGUGUUUUGAUCUCUACGACCAAUUGGUUCCAUACAAGAAAGCUUGGUCAUGGCAGAAAAGCAUUGUCCAGGAGAAAAAGGCAUUGAUUGAUAGCAACCAAGACUGCUCAGAUACAGUGAUUUUAUUACAACACACUCCUGUUUACACAAUGGGAACUGGCAGUUCAGAGGAUUAUCUCAAUUUCGACUUAAAGAAUGCUCCUUUCGAUGUGUGUCGAACUGAGCGUGGUGGUGAAGUCACUUAUCAUGGCCCUGGUCAGCUAGUUAUGUAUCCUAUAAUCAACCUUCGAAAUCACGAGAUGGAUCUUCAUUGGUACCUCAGGACGCUUGAAGAGAUAGUCAUCCGUGUGCUUUCCUCUAGUUUCUCCAUCAAAGCUUCCCGCCUUGAUGGUUUAACAGGAGUUUGGGUUGGCAACCAAAAAGUGGCGGCCAUAGGUAUUCGUGUGUCGAAAUGGAUAACAUAUCAUGGUCUGGCUCUUAAUGUCACAACAGAUCUAACACCAUUCAACUCGAUAGUUCCAUGUGGGAUUAGAGACCGACAAGUUGGAAGCAUAAAGGGCUUGCUUGAGAAUGGAGAACACGGAAAGGUCGAUGAUUUGAGGUUAAUAGAUAUAACUCACGAGUCUUUACUUAAGGAAUUCUCUGAAGUUUUCCAGCUUCAAAUCGAAAAGCAAACAGUUUCAGAUCCUAAAUAUUCAGAAAGCUGAGCCUUUAAAACGAUUGGAGUGACAAAAUCCUUGCAGUCUCUAUAAUAUUCUUGUAAACUCUUUGAACAUAAAGAUCUUGUCCACAUUAAAGGUUUAUUGGCUGUUUGUGACACUGUCUGCUUUUAUAGAUGUUUGU
Molecule: messenger RNA, 993 nt
Organism: Eutrema salsugineum
Lineage: Eukaryota; Viridiplantae; Streptophyta; Magnoliopsida; Brassicales; Brassicaceae
Product: plastidial lipoyltransferase 2
Exons: 4
Coding region: 15-857 (280 amino acids)
Biological process (GO): protein lipoylation
Cellular component (GO): mitochondrion
Molecular function (GO): lipoyl(octanoyl) transferase activity
Source: RefSeq, a predicted model, not a curated record